CAGCAGUGACAGCUGCUUCCCGGAUGAGGAGGGCGGUACUGAAGCCAGCAGGGAAGCCAGCCCCACAGCCACGGCCCCUCCAGCCUCCUCACAGCUCCCCACAGCCUGGACCUGCCGGCCCUCCCUCCAGGACCUAGGGGCUCCCAAGGGAAAUUCAGCCCCGGAAUCUUUCCCCAAAGCAGGUGACUCCCUCUGGCCUCUACCUUGAAGACGCAAGGCUCUCGAGGUCUGCUUUCCCUUCCAACCCUGCCUUCAUCCGUGUGUGCUGGUCCUAAUGUCAGUGAAACCCAGCUGGGGGCCUGGCCCCUCGGAGGGGGUCACUGCAGUGCCUACCAGUGACCUUGGAGAGAUCCACAACUGGACCGAGCUGCUCGACCUCUUCAACCACACUUUGUCCGAGUGCCAUGUGGAGCUCAGCGAGAGCACCAAGCGUGUGGUCCUCUUUGUCCUCUACCUGGCCAUGUUUGUGGUUGGGCUGGUGGAGAACCUCCUGGUGAUAUGCGUCAACUGGCACAGCUCAGGUCGGGCUGGGCUGCUGAACCUCUACAUCCUCAACAUGGCCAUAGCGGACCUAGGUGUCGUCCUGUCUCUGCCCGUGUGGAUGCUGGAGGUCAUGCUGGACUACACCUGGCUCUGGGGCAGCUUCUUCUGUCGCUUCACUCACUACUUCUACUUCGCCAACAUGUAUAGCAGCAUUUUCUUCCUGGUGUGCCUCAGCAUCGAUCGCUAUGCCACCCUCACCAGCGCCUCCGCCUCCUGGCAGCGUCACCAGCACCAGGUGCGGAGGGCCGUGUGUGCAGGCAUCUGGAUCCUCUCUGCCAUCAUCCCGCUGCCUGAGGUGGUCCACAUCCAGCUGAUAGAGGGCCCUGAGCCCGUGUGCCUCUUCAUGGCACCUUUUGAAAUGCAUAGCACCUGGGCCCUGGUGAUGACACUGUCCACCACCAUCCUGGGUUUCCUGCUGCCCUUCCCUCUCAUCGCAGUCUUCAAUGUGCUGAUGGCCUGCCGGCUGCGGCAACCAGGACAGCCCGAGAGCCGGCGCCACUGCCUGCUGAUGUGUGCCUACGUGGCCGUCUUUGUUAUUUGCUGGCUGCCCUACCAUGUGACCCUGCUGCUGCUCACACUGCAUGGGACCCACAUCUCUCUCCACUGCCACCUGGUCCACCUGCUCUACUUCUUCUAUGAGGUCAUCGACUGCUUCUCCAUGCUGCACUGUGUCAUCAACCCCAUCCUUUACAACUUUCUUAGCCCGCGCUUCCGGGACCGGCUCCUGAAUGCCGUAGUCCAUUACCUUCCCAAGGACCAGGCCAGGGCAGGCACACACGCCUCCUCUUCCACCCAGCAUUCCAUUGUCAUCACCAAGGUGGACGGCCAGCCCGCUGCAGCAGGCCCCCACCCUGAGCCAAGCCUGAGCUUUCAGGCACCCCCUUUACUUCCAAAUACUUCCCCCAUCGCUCCCCCUCAACCUCUUACAUCCAGCUGAAGUAGAGGCCAGGCUCCUCCAGUGAAGGAAAAGGAACAG
Callithrix jacchus (white-tufted-ear marmoset) is the source of this 1519-nucleotide messenger RNA. RefSeq names its product atypical chemokine receptor 5 (gene ACKR5). Gene Ontology annotation, biological process: G protein-coupled receptor signaling pathway. The record is from RefSeq and is a predicted model, not a curated record. Gene Ontology annotation, cellular component: membrane. Gene Ontology annotation, molecular function: G protein-coupled receptor activity. Lineage: Eukaryota; Metazoa; Chordata; Mammalia; Primates; Cebidae.